Molecule: messenger RNA, 2586 nt
Organism: Phaedon cochleariae (mustard beetle)
Lineage: Eukaryota; Metazoa; Arthropoda; Insecta; Coleoptera; Chrysomelidae
Source: the annotation of a GenBank genome assembly
AAUUUGUGAUAACCUUCAAUUCAAAUUUUACUAUUUUAAUAUCAUUUUCAUUUUUAUUAAUCAACAGCAUAACAGCAACACUACGUAAAUAUUAUAUUAAAAUGGCUAAUACCCUGAAAUAUUUCAAUAAAGUAAAUCAAAACAUAAGAUUACUAUCCACCACUAAUGUGAAAAGCGAUGCCUGGCUAUCUAAAAUAUUCGUGAGAAAAAUUGAACCUACCAAGGAAUCCCAUAGUCGUAUGUUGAGUGACAAAGAAAUUAUUUAUUCCUUACAAACACAUAACUACAGACCUGAUUCCAAGAUUGCCUAUUUGAACAAUGUUAAAAACACUGUUGAUUUCAUUAAAGCCCAAGACUCCCUUAGUAAAGACGUUGAACUAGUAGGAUCAUGGACUGUUAAUGUUGGUGAUCAAGAUCAAGCACUGCAUUUAUGGAAAUUUACAGGUGGUUAUGAAAAAAUUGAUCAUUUCAAUAAUGUUGUAGGAAGUAGUCAGGACUACCAUAAGCUCACAGAAGAACAGGGUAGGAUUGUAAGGUCACGUCAUUUACAAUAUCUUUUAGCCUUCAGUUACUGGCCUCAAAUAUUACUCAGAGAGCCAAAAAAUAUAUAUGAAAUACGUAGCUAUGCACUGAAGCCUGGUACGAUGAUUGAAUGGGGGAAUAAUUGGGCUAGAGCAAUCAACUAUAGGCAGAACAAUGAUGAAGCUUUCGCCGGAUUUUUCUCACAAGUGGGAAGAUUGUACAAUGUACAUCAUAUAUGGUGCUAUAACAACUUGAAUGGGAGGAAAGAAACAAGAGAGAGUGCGUGGCGAUCACCAGGCUGGGAUGAAUGUGUUGCUUAUACAGUUCCGCUGAUCAGAGAGAUGCACUGUCGUAUUAUGGUGCCAACAGAAUUUUCACCUACUCAGUAGUUCUACAAGUGUGAAAAAAAUGAGAUACUCAAGAAGGAUUUCAAUUAUUACGGAUAAUUAAGGAUAUUAUACUAUUGUAGGUCAUAGUUAUCAUUAUUUUAUAAGCGAAAACAUUGUAUUGUACAGGUAUAUCGAGUGAACUGAUUUAAAAUUCACCUUUAGGUGGCAUUGGGUUUGACAUCCUAUAGGUAGUAGUAGUUAGAAGUGAAAAAAUAUGUGCCACUUAUUAUGUGGAGUCAUCCUCUAUAUAAGCAUCAACAUUUUUACAGCUCAGACAGUUUUUAAAUAAACGCUCCAAAUAAUUCUUUCAACUCUUUCGCAGCAGAAUAUGAUUCUGUCACGUUGGCUUUUAGUGAUUUUCAUAAAAGUAUAUUGUGAUAACAUUGUCCAAAGAUUUUUUUAAAUGGGUAUAGCUAGGUAAGUUCAAUUUCCAAAUGAACAAUCAUUUUGAAAUACAAAUUAAAACUGCAUACUUCUAAUUCAAGAAACAUUCAAUUACGUUUGCUUCACAAAUUCACACACUCAUUGAAAGUCAAGUAUGACGUUAUGAAUUGGGAAUAUUAUUGUAGAACAAAAUAAAAAUUUCCUUUCCGACGAUCCAAAAGAUACAUUUUGUUGUUGUUUGAUAUUUCAACAUUUGUAAAAUUUACGAAAUAACUAUGAAUAACUAAAUCAAGUCGUCAGUUCCACCUGGUUUGAGACAUAUCCUUCCUUAUUGUGACCCCUACUUACAAAUUCAACUAUACGAGGUGAAAAAAAAACUCAAUAUAUAAAAGUUGUGGGGGUUCUACUGUACUAUCUUUUGGAUUUCCUUAACUGAACAGAUGCGAAUCGCAAAAUAAAAAAAAAAGUCCAUGAGUACAUGAAACACCCUGUAUAUUUCCACCUCUACCAAAAAGCUCUUUUCCUUCUGUUCACAAAUAUAUAUCCCAGAUCUUUUCAUACCUACAGCAAAUAUUUCAGUUGUGCUGCUUGGAAAAAUAAUUUGAAAAAUUACACUUGUAAAACCCAAAUGACUUUGGAGCCAUCGUGUCAAAGUCAACUUCUGUCAAACUAUCCCUGAGAAGCCACCUCCAACUUCAAUUAUUCAAGUUACACCCUAUACAUUUUUUGUUGAUUUGUGAAGUGCAAUAAAUUCUAACAUCAACGAUGUAUCACACUUGAUAAUUUGACUGAUGUCCAAUUGACAGAAUACUGAUUUGGUGUAAACGUGGAAGACAUUUUCUCAGUUGGAUAUACCUAUAAACUGGCUAUAAGACGCGUGCACGAACAACUGUCAAAAAACAUAACAAAAGAGAUGAUCUACACCUGAUACUGUUUUUCCUUCGAAUUUUUCAAUUUUGGUAGUAUAACUACGAUAAAACUAGCUCAAAUAUUACUCAAACCCAAACAUCAAAAUAAGUUGAUCCCAGCGCCAAAUUGGCCCGUCUACUUCCCUUACAAGACGGAAAAUUUCGUUUUUUCGCAGUUUUUCGCCUAUACUUUGAAAACUAUGAGGUUUAGCCCAAAGCUCACCCCACACAAAAAUGAUCUAUAUUGGAUUCUAAAAAAAAAAAAUUCCCACAACUUUUUUGUUAAAUGAACGGUUACGGAAAUAUGGAGGGGGAAAAUUGCAACACCUUUUUUAGGAUGAAAAUGUUUCUUUUAAAAAAACAUGAAAAAUGCUAAAGUUUUC